This is a messenger RNA of Carica papaya (papaya), 1758 nucleotides long. Lineage: Eukaryota; Viridiplantae; Streptophyta; Magnoliopsida; Brassicales; Caricaceae. The record is from RefSeq and is a predicted model, not a curated record.
CAGAUACGAGCGAACUCUGGAGCAGGAAAUCAUUUUCGAUAAACUUCCAGAUGCGCCAUUUUUCACCUUCCUGUUCCAUCUUCUGUUCUUGUACAGAAUCCCAAUUACAUCUAUUGAUUUACAGCAGUUAGCAAUGGCGUCUCUGAUCUCUCCUCACCCAGCGGGAAACUCAGUGAUACUCUCUCCUCAGUUGAAAUCUCGUACCAGCUUUCCUCACUCUUUUUCUUCUCUCCCGUUUUCGUCUUCGUUCUCUGCAACUCUGACCACCAACACUUUCAAGGGUCUCUACGCCUUUCCUAAUACCAGAAAUAAUAACAGCAACGACGCGAAUACUGUUUACCGGUCCCAUUCUAGCCAGACUCGCCGGGAUUCUCGGUCUACUUCACCUUACAAGAGGAAACAGCGGCGUUCCUCCUCGGAUGAAGUUAGCUUAAGAAAAAAUCAAAAUGAGAGCGACCGAUUUCGUCAAGACCCAACGUUAAUGAAUCUUGAUAUCGAUUUGGUAAGUUUGUGCAAGGAAGGAAGGUUGGAGGAAGUCAUAGAAUAUGUGGAACGAGGGGUUUCUGCUGAUCUUUGUGCCUUUGGUGCUUUAUUGCAUUCAUGCGGUGAGCUUAAAUCUCUGGAGUUGUGUAAACGAGUUCACGAAUUGUUGAAACGGUCUCCAUUAACCAGCGAUACUGUAUUGAACAAUAAAUUGAUUGAUGCAUACGUCAAGUGCGGGAGCAUGAAAGAUGCCCGCCGGACGUUCGAUCAAAUGCGCGAGAGAAAUACGGGUUCGUGGUGUUUGAUGGUUAAUGGGUAUGCGGAGAACGGAGAGGGAGAUGAAGGGUUGUUAUUGUUUGAGCAAAUGAAGAAACAAGGAUUGCGGCCUGAUGAGGAAACUUUUUCUGCAGUUUUGGCUGCGUGUGCUGAUGCUGGAGCUGUGGAAGAAGCUCUAUUACACUUCGACUUCAUGAAGAAUACCAGUGGGUUUGUACUGGGGAUUGAACAUUACUUGCGUGUCAUUGAAGUUCUUGGAAGAGCUGGUCAUUUGAGGGAGGCUCAGGAGUUUGUAGAAAGAGUUCCAUUUGAACCCACAGUGGAUUUGUGGGAUGCUCUGUGGAAGUUUGCUCGAAUUCAUGGUGAUAUUGAGCUUGAAGAUCAUGCUCAUGAGUUGUUAAUUAGCCUUGAUCCGUCCAAGGGAGCUGCUAAACAAGUUCCACUGCCACCGCGGAAGAAGAAUUCAGGUAUUAAUAUGGUUGAGGAGAAGAACAGAUUGAGUGAGUAUAGGUGCAUGAAGUCCUACAAGGAAGAAGGGUAUGGUAAAUUGAAAGGUUUAAAUGGACAGAUGAGGGAAGCUGGUUAUGUGCCAGACACCAGAUAUGUACUUCAUGACAUAGAUGAAGAAGCAAAAGAGCAAGCUUUGCAAUACCAUAGCGAGCGUCUGGCGAUAGCUUAUGGUCUAAUUAGCACUCCGGCAAGAACAACGCUUAGGAUCAUCAAGAACCUCAGAAUAUGCGGUGACUGUCAUAAUGCAAUAAAGAUCAUGUCAAAGAUUGUUGGAAGGGAGCUCAUUGUUAGGGACAACAAGCGGUUUCAUCAUUUCAGGGAUGGCAAAUGCUCUUGUGGGGAUUACUGGUAGACUAGAGAUACCCAAGAUCUAUGACAGGGAAGAUACUUGUACCAAUGCUUUACAUUGCACAUUAUGUUUUUUAUGCCAGUCCAAAUUCUUGAUAUUUAUUCAGUUGCAAUAAAAAUGAAUAGUUAUAUAUUUCUGCA